AUGGCAUCAAAACUUAAAGCUGUUUUUGAAUCUCCAACAUUGAUUGCCCAGUUAGAGACUGAGCGUGCUUGCCGACCUUUGCUCCCCGAUAAUGAUGGCAGCGAUAGUGAUCCUGAACUACAAGACUUAGGGUCAUUAUUGAACACUGAAAAACACAUUAAGUUUCUAAGGACUAUAUUAAAGGGCCCAUUGCCAGCAGGCUUUAGAGCUCUAGACGCAUCCAAACCCUGGUUGAUAUACUGGUGUUGUAACGCUUUGGCAAUACUUGGUAAUGGAAUUGAUGAUUUGAAACCUGCCAUAGUAGAAACUAUUUUAAGUGCUCAAUGCAAGAGUGGAGGUUUUGGAGGUGGAAACCAGCAAUUGGCACAUUUGGCACCCAGUUAUGCAGCAAUAAACGCCCUAGCAUUAUCAGGAGAUGAGGAAGCUUGGGACAAAAUAGACCGUCAGGCUUGUUAUAAUUGGAUAAUGUCACUGAAACAAAAGGAUGGCUCUUUUAUCAUGUGUAAAGGUGGAGAGUCUGAUCCUCGUGCGACAUAUUGUGCAUUUUCUAUCGCAUCUAUGCUGAACAUUAUAACAGAGGAAUUGGUUGCCAAUAGCGCAGAAUAUAUCAGUUCUUGUCAAACAUAUGAAGGAGGCUUUGCCAAUGUUCCCCUAAGUGAAGCACAUGGUGGUUACGCUUUCUGUGCCUUAGCUAGUCUUUGUUUCCUAGGUCCUCCUCAUGUGGUGCUUCCAAAGUAUAUCAAUGUUGAAAACGCUAUCAAAUGGCUCAGUUCUCGACAGAUGACUGUUGAAGGAGGUUUUUCUGGUCGUAUUAACAAACUUGUCGAUGGCUGCUAUAAUCUAUGGGUUGGCGGAUGUUGGGGACUGCUAGAAGCUGCCAUUGUCAAUGAAAGAAACACAGAGAUCCCCUCUUUGUGGAAUAGAACUGCACUGAAAAAUUAUACAAUCUACUGCUGUCAGGAUCCACGAGGAGGACUGAGGGAUAAGCCUGGAAAGAGCCCCGAUUCAUAUCAUACCAAUUAUGUCUUGUGUGGAUUAGCUGCUUCAGAAAGCGUGUAUUUAUAUGAACAAGAGCCGGGAGCUCCUCUAACUGGCUUGGGUGAAUAUGCUUAUAUGUGGAAGACAUUGGCAUAUAAUCCAAGUGCUCCACAAUUGAUUAACCCCAUACAUCCAUUACAUGUAUUACCAGUUGGUGUUGCUGAGAAGAUGAAGGCACAUUUUCGAAAAGUACCAAUUUGA
Molecule: messenger RNA, 1239 nt
Organism: Sugiyamaella lignohabitans
Lineage: Eukaryota; Fungi; Ascomycota; Dipodascomycetes; Dipodascales; Trichomonascaceae
Gene: RAM1
Product: protein farnesyltransferase
Exons: 1
Coding region: 1-1239 (412 amino acids)
Biological process (GO): protein farnesylation
Cellular component (GO): protein farnesyltransferase complex
Molecular function (GO): protein farnesyltransferase activity
Source: RefSeq, a predicted model, not a curated record